Molecule: messenger RNA, 2034 nt
Organism: Sporothrix schenckii 1099-18
Lineage: Eukaryota; Fungi; Ascomycota; Sordariomycetes; Ophiostomatales; Ophiostomataceae
Product: beta-fructofuranosidase
Exons: 1
Coding region: 1-2034 (677 amino acids)
Biological process (GO): carbohydrate metabolic process
Molecular function (GO): hydrolase activity, hydrolyzing O-glycosyl compounds
Source: RefSeq, a predicted model, not a curated record
AUGCAUCCUUCCCUUUAUCUUUCCCAGAUACUUCUCAGCUACGUCCUCGGCGCAGCGGCCGUGCCCGCCCUUCAGUCUCGUGGCUGUGGCGGCCGUGAGUACCCUGGUCCGGUGAAUCCGGGGUUCGAGAGCGGCACACUCGACGGCUGGACGAUUGUCAGCGGCGACGCUUUUGGCUCGUCUUCUGUCACCAACACCUCUUCCUUCUGGGGUGGACCAUUUAGUCAAGAUGGCAAAUUCUUCUUGUGGGGCUAUGCCCAGAACGGCGACACCGCUGUUGGGCAACUCAAAUCCAGCUCGUUUCAAGCCAGCAACGUGCUGAGCUUCCUCAUUGGUGGCGGUUACGAUCCAGACAAUGUCUACGUGGCCCUUGUACGCGACAGCGACGGCCACAUUCUCCUGAAACAGACACCACAGAAUGACGAGGCGCUCAUCCGCAUUACGUGGGACACCAGUGCAUGGGCCGGCCAGGCUGUCCACCUCCUUGUCGUUGACAACAGUACCGCCGCAUUUGGCCACAUCAACUUUGAUGAUGUGCGCACUGGCUGUGCGGCACUUGGCGACAACCACCUGACGUUCAACGUUCUCGGCCAGGCCAACCAACCGGCCGCUGGCAGCGCAGAGGCAUGCUCGCUCUAUGCUGCGGACCCCUUGCGUCCCCAAUUUCAUUACACACCGUACCAAGGCUGGAUCAACGACCCGUCUGGUCUGAUACAGUGGAAUGGCAAGCACCACCUCUUCAGUCAGUACAAUCCGGCGGCGCCACUCUGGGGUCCCAUGCACUGGUCCCACGCGCAAAGCACCGAUGCCGUCCAUUGGCGCGAGCUACCCGUUGCCCUGCAGCCGCCGUAUCCCAACAAUCCCCAGGACACGUCUGGUCGCUACACAGGCAGCGCGGUUCGCGACAAUUCCACGGGGGACUUGCGACUCAUUUUCACGGAUUUCACAAACACUGCUCUCCACCCGGGUGCCGUGCAGGAGGUCGUCUCCACCGCAGCAAGCUCGCAAGGCACAACAUUCACACUCGAUUCAAACAACCCCGUCAUCGCCAAGCCCCCUGCGAACUCAGAGAGUGGUUUUCGCGAUCCAAAGGUAUUCUGGGACACAAUCGACAAUGUUUGGAAACUGGUUAUCGGCUCCGGUGACAGCGUCACCGGCAAAGUGCACCUGUACCGUUCGACGGAUCUCGUGGACUGGACCUAUGUAGGCGUCCUGUUCUCGGGGGACGGCAGCACAGGCAACAUGUGGGAGUGUCCCAACUUUUUCCCGGUCGGCGACAAGUGGGUCCUAUUCUACGGCGGCCGCAGCCUGGGCUGGUACCACGUUGGCACGUACAACGGUACGGUGUUUGUCAGCGAGUCGAGCGGCAUUGUUGACGCCGGGCCGGACAGCUAUGCUAUGCAGUGGUACAAGGACGAGGCGGGCCGAAACCUAGCCAUCACAUGGAUGGGCAAUUGGGACACAGACAAGUGGCCAAGCCGCAUCAAUGGCUGGGCUGGACAGCAGUCCAUCACCCGCGAACUGUUUAUCCGUUCCAACGGUGGCCUCGGCAGCAAGCCAGUUUCGGAGGUGGCGAGCCUGGCAUCUGGCAAGGCUCAGAACCUAGGUCCCAAGACGAUCAAAAGCCAAGCUACGAGCUUGGGCAGUGAGCAAGCCGCCCGACUACAGCUGCAAGUGGACAUGAAAUCGACGACUGCGUCAUCUUUUAGCCUUUCUCUUUUCAGCUCUGCGGCGGAAUCUGUCUUGCUCACCUACUUUCCCGGCAACCACACGCUGAUUCUGGACACCACCAAUGCUGGAUACGGCCAGGCAGGGACGUGGUGGGCCAUCAUUGAUGGUGCAUCUGAGACACUGGAUCUCGACCUGUUCAUUGACCGCUCUAGUUUGGAAAUCUUUGCCGCGGAUGGUACAGUAUUCACAGCAACUGUUUGGCCUCGUUACCAGGAAUCCAGGGGCAUUGAACUGCAGGCCAAUAGUGGAAGUGCCGUGUUCAAGGGUAUUACGCUCACGCCACUCGGAUCAAGCUGGUGUUAA